GACAAAUUUCAGUCGGGAAUGAGUUAUAAGUGUCCUUUUUGUUGUUGUGUGCCAUAGCUUAUUUAAUGUUCGAGCUUUCCGAAAAAUAAUAGUACCUUGAAAUUACAAAUGUUAGCUUGGGAAGUUUACAUUGUGAAAUGCUAAGCAAUGGAUGAGGAUUCUGAAACAAACAAAUAGUUGACAUGCAGCUAGCUUCAAAAUGCACGAACUCUUCACGCAAGUCCUCUCCCAUAAGGACCUUUCAAAGGCUGGUGACUUGUUUAAUGUACCUGACCAUGUGAUUGUCAAUGACCUUACGGAUGUUAUUAAUAAGAUUCGGGACAUUGCGUCCCUACCGGAGUAUACCCGAAAUGACAAUGAUCAGAGUGUGGUCGAGAUUUGCAUCACACGGGUCACCUCUGCCAUCAGGGAGACUGGAAGUAUUGAGCAACAUGCAGAAGCUUUGGUGGCCUUACUCCAGACUUGCCUUAAUCACAAUCUCCGUCCCUCUACCCGUGACAGUGAUCCACCGCAUGCGAAGAUUGCCUCUGAUGUUGUGUCCUGUAUAUUCCUGAACUACCAUAAACGAGAGGUGAUGGCUUUGGCCUUACCUGUAGCAGUAAAGUUCCUCCAUAAAGGGAAUAGGGAGCUGAGUAGGAACAUGAGCUCCUAUCUGUCCCUGGCAGCUAUUGAGGCAGCUGACCUUCUGGCAAUGCACAUUCAGCCAAUCAUUGAUUCUGUUAUAUCAGGGAACUAUUCUUUGUCUCGUGUGUUGCCUCAGAUUUAUGCUGUGAAAAAGGAACCUAUCCAUGACCACGUGAUGACACUUGUGUCCCUCUUACCACAAUGUGAUACAAAUGAGAAACUUGGCCUCCUCAUGCUUUUCUCUCUGGUGGCAAAGAACAGACCUGUGUUGUUGGAGCCAUCACUCCCUCAACUAGUAGAGUGCCUUAGUGUGAAUGGAACAUCAAUGGCUACUUUGCAGAUUUUUGUAGAGUUGUGUGCCUGGAGACCCGGACCCUUUACAGAACAUGUAACAAGGCUAAAAAGUAUUGUUGAACAGCAACCCCACUGUGUUGCUCUGGCAUUACAGGUUUUGGCUGCAGUGGGAAGGUUGAGCAAAGAAAAAGGCAAAAAUGCUCUGGAUUACAUUGCUCAACAACUUCCAAAAGUGGAUUCCAUGAGUCUUGGUGUUGUGUUACGAGAGGUUCAGUUGCUCUGUAGUCAGUAUCCAGCGCUUCUGGUUGAGUCAGAAUCGCUGCUGACGGCUGUCAACAAAUGUACUGAUCGUGCAAAUUCCUCUGCACGUGUUUAUAUUCAGCAGCUUAACAAUGAGUACAAUGAAAUAAGAAAUACAAAUGUCAAUCACACUCCUGGUGGCGUUACUAUUGUACGCGUUGGGGGAAGUGGUAGUGGUGGAGGUAGUGGUGGUGGAGUGGGAGGCACCAGUCGAAUCGAUGCUGUUGUCGGCUCAAGUCGAACAGACCUUAACUUUGCUACACGAGACCUAAGUAUUUUUCAGCCCCACAGUUCGGCUGUGGGCAAGUUUGGCAACACAUCCAGAAGUACUGGACGACUGGUCACUGCUUCAAACAGAUCUAUGCCUAGACUGAAUGCCCUACCUCAGAGCACAGGCCGACUGGGUUCUUCUACUAUUCAGCUUAACAAGUCCAUGACUCGUUUAAGUAGUUCUCAUGGGCUACACAUGAACCGCUCAAUUACAGUACUUGCCCCUCAGUCUCGUCACUUCUCUGGUCACUUGACCCCUAGCUCAGGCCACCUGGCCCAUGGGUCUGUCACUGGCCAACAUCUUGGUGGAUCUCAGGUUGGCGGAUCACAAAUUGGGGGUUCCCGUCUAGUCUCUAGUCCUCCUGUAGGGAUACCCAUGUCUGGGGUGUCACCAUUGCCAGGUACGGUUAGUCCGACAAAGAGUAUGAGUUCGUCUUUAGCAACGCUUCGUGAAGGCACUGGGGAACUGGGGGCAUCAUCAGGAGUUCUUGGUGGCCCUCAUCAUUCUCAAGCUUCUCUUAUGCCCUCUGACAUAGUUCAGGGUAACACAGUUACCACAAGUGGUCAUCACACACUCUCACUUCAGCUGCAUUUGUCAAGGGAAUUGGCACCCUGUUCUCUGCCUGUUUCCACUUGUGGAGUUGGGGGUGUAGUAACUCCCCUCCGACAUUCCCAGUCCCCACUCUCCUUACCCUCCUCCACCGUCGUCACUGCCACCACCAGUACACCUACGCAGCAGCUUGUCACAUCGGUUAGUUAUGGUGGGAGUACAGCAAGCCAGACCAAAAUUAGUCGACCCAACACUACUCUCACUCAGAUUACUCAAGACCAUCAUACGACAACUACAAAUACCUGUACCCAGAGAAUCAGUGUUUUUGAGCCCUUUGCCAUGAGGGACACAGUACAACAUUUUUGUGAGAAACACUUGGAUAAAAUCAAGAGCUACAUGCAGAAAGUGUUUGUAAAGUUACCCUUGCCAGUUCGGUGUGGUAUUGAAGAAAGGAAAAACAAGAAACAUGCAAAGCUGUAUUUUGCAUGUCAGGGGAAAGGAGAACAUUGCCUCUAUAACAAGCAUUUCUUUACAAUGAAAACAAGAAACCCCAGAAUAUGGAUCCACCUGAUGUUUUUAGCCUUACAGGCAAGGUCAUCAGUAGCUCUGAGUACCAGAGAAACCCAAGUGAGCAGUUUGAAGAAUUGCUGGGACAUCCUGAAGUGUGACACCAAGACUUUUGUCACUUUAGUUACGUCAGCAUUUCCCUUAGCCAAAGACAUGGAUAUGUUGAUGCACGAACUAAGAAAUGCAAGAUUUUUUGACGUGUUUGAGUAUAAUGGAGUUGAACAGCAGUGGGGCUGUUUUCUCUGUAAUCACCCAGAUCGUGCAAGAGGAUUUGUGGACGAGGAUACACCUGUUAUCGAAGGCCAGUUGAAGGAAAAGAAAAGCAAGUGGAAGAUAUUUCGCAAGUGGCGCACUAGGUAUUUUACCCUUUCUGGAGCACAUCUGUCGUACAGAGGGGCAGGCACGGAACAAGACAAAGCUGAGAAAGGAGGGAUUGAUGUUCACAAAAUACGAUCAGUUAAAGUUAGCCGAGGAGGCAGCCGACACAUUCCUAAAGCUUUCGAGAUCUUCACUGACAAUAAGUCUUUUGUACUUAAAGCCAAGGAUUCCAGUAAUGCAGAAGAAUGGGUACGCUGUCUUUCGAUUGUGGUAGCACAUUCUCAUUCCCGGGAAGAACAGACCCAUGGAGCACCAAAAACUACCACAUCCAUUCCCCGCAGCUUUAUGUAUGGGCAUCAUUCAUCAUCAUCAUCCUCAUCAGCCAUGCGUACAGCUGUGUGAAUUUAUAUACUCAUUAUUUCCUAUAUUUACUCGUCAGAGUUGAUGCAUUACUAAAACAAGGCAAAUUCAUGCUGUUGGGAUAAAAAAAAAAGUAUAUGUGGCAUUUUUGUAAAUUGUGUAUUCAGGUUGUCAGUACAGUAUUACUGCAGAAAUUCAGAUUUUUACUUUUACCCAUAUGAAGAAAGCUUAUCAAGCUGCUAUUAAAAAAAUUAAAUUUGGCGCUUUUUCGGAAUCGCUUGCAAUAUGUAGCCUUUGGAAAUGGCCUUGAAAAUAUAAAGGAUUGUUUAUGAUAGUAUCUUCAUCUUUUUUUCUCCCAUACUACAUGCAGAAGAAGUCAAGACACCUACUUAAAUGAAAAGCAAUAUUGAUGUAUUUGUAUUUGUUUGUUAGAAACUAAAAAAAUGUUCAAAAGUCACUGCAUUGGUUCUGAAUGGCAAUGUUAAGAUUUUCUGUGUAAUAAUUAAAUGUUUAAUAUGAAUUUAUUCAUUAAUGAUGUAGUUUUAAGUAGGUAAAUAUUUUAGAAUUUAUAAGCAAAUUUAUCCAAGCAAUUACUGUUUUUGGGUUAUCAACUACCAUUUUAGAACUAGAAGUACAGAUUUUCAUCCAAUAUUGGCUUUGGAAAGCAAAUAUUUAUGAGAAUGCCCAGAAAUACAACAGAAUUGUCUACAUUGUUGAGAUAUGUUACUUAAGUAUAUUUUAAUGAGGUCUUGUGCAAUAUUAAACAUAUUCUAGAUGUUAAAAAAACUGGCUAUGUUUUAUAUAGUUCUAUAUUUAGAAUAUUGCUUUUGUAGCGAUGUACUGCUGAUUUUGUGAAGUAUGUAUUGCUACAUAAUGACCUAAAAUUAAGGGUUUCUAGAGGAUGUUACAAAGAUGAAUUAUAAGAUGGAACAUUUUUAACAUAGACAUUAGAAACUAAAUAUUGUACCUGUAUUACUUUCUAUUUACUUCAAAUAAUAUAAUUAAGGAACAAAAUAUAAAAUAUUCUCAAUAGGCUAGACCAUUUUUUUUUUCAACUUUGAAAGACCUUCAACUUGCUUCUCUCCAAAAUUACAGAAGUCUGCCAUUCACAAUAACUCUUUUACUUGAUGACCUGUAGCAACACAUUUUCUCUGGAGAAAUAGUCAAGAAUGAUGAAAACUUAAAUAAAAAAAAAACUAAUGGUGAAUAAUGACUAAAAGUAACGAGGUGUAAGCUACUAACUGGGAUUGGGAUAACCAUGAUUAUUAUAGUGGUUUAAAAGUCUUUGAAAUUAAACUCCCUCCAAUCUAUACACUCCAAUAGUGUUAAGAUUAAAUUCCCAGCUUUAUAUUUUGAAGAGUAUUCUCACUAAUAAACAAAUUGCCACACAGAGAAUAGCACCUUAAUUUCCAUGGUUUCCUUAAGUAAUUAUACAUUUGUAAUAUACAUUUCCAGUUUGUUACUUUAUAAAUUUAAAAGUAGCCAUGUUAUGAUGAAUGUAUCCAUAGUGGGAUGUUCAGGUUCUUGAUAAAUUGCUCUUCUUUUAUAUCCAUAAAUGAAAUACAGUAACUUAAUUUUACCAAAAAGGUAAUAAUACACAUUUCAAGAUAACAUGCAAAACCAGAGAAUGAUGUUCGAAAAGGGACAAAUAAAAGUCCCAAGAGAUAUGAGUAAUGUGGUAAUGGUGAAUGGAAGAGUUGUAUGAAGUGUAAAGCAUAGGUCUCUCCCUAUAGUUUUAUGGUAAUGGUCUGUUGGCAGAUUUUGGGAGUAAGGUAUUAUAGUCAUCCUCCAGUCUUAAUGAGAUUUAAUGUAUGGGAGGAUGUUAUAGGAAGAUGACUUUAGCUUCAAACUAUGUUAGGCAGCUUUUACAAAGGCAACUCCUCUCCAGUUUCAGGAUGUAAUGAAUUUUUAAUCCAUAUUUAAUCAUUGUCAUUAAUUCCCUGUGUAUAUAUGGUAUUUACAGUGCAAUCUAUAGUUUUAGUUCUUCCUUGUAUGCAAAUUGAGCAGUUUGCAGGGCAGCUUUAAGAUUAGGAUAUGAUCACUCCGUACUUAAAAAGGUCCAAUUAGAUGUUCCCAUUCAUCACAGGGUAACUGGAUUAAUAACUUUUUAAACUUAUCCCUUAAACAUGUUUCCUGUCUACAGUUUGCAUCAUUCAUUCUUUAUGGAUUAUCAGUAAUAGUCAGCGAGAGCCAUUUGCUUUUUCUCUACUCUUGAAAUUUUAUGUUACUAGAAAAUAAAGACUUACAAAUAUAAGUAAAAAAUACUCUAAUACAGUUUUAAGUUUGUUUUAACAUUUUACAAAUUUUAGCUGCAUCAUUUUAAUCAACAAAUGAUCCCUUGUGAUUUUAUAGCAGUGUGAUGCAUAGUCUGUUUUGUGAUCUACAUAAGCUCUGUUGGUUUUUUGUUCUUAUAGUUUAAUGUAUAGUAGUUGAUGAUGAUUGUGUAUAGCACACAAGUAGUCUUACCCUCUAGUAGGUCAUUCUGUAUAUGUGAUUGGUAUUGUAUUUAUUUUUAUAUGGAACAAGUUUAUCUCUAGAAAGGACCUUACUGUACGGUUAAUAUAUGCAAUGAUUAAGUAGUUCUGUUGUGGUUUUGUUUCAAGGCGCAUGUAGUUGUCUUAUUCUUGUGGUGUCAUCUUCAAAAAAGCAGGAUUUUGAAUGUUUCCAGUAUUAAUUAUAAUAAUUACUUCCCAAAAAUUGUAUUAUGAAUUCUGUUUCAAAAGUGUUUUAGCUAACUAUCCAUUGUUAGGUGUGGUGUAAUGGUUAGCUGCAGCAAGGUAUUUUUUUUUAUCUUUGUGGUGCACAAAGUAAGCAAUUAGUAAUGCUUGACAUUAUUCAGAUCAUUUGAAAUAUACUACAAUAUUACCAAGAGAUGAGUUGUAUCAAGUGGCAUUAACAUUAAUAUCGAACAUCACAGAGUACCAACUUCUCCUGCUUGGUCAUUUAUGGAAAAACACUGCUUGGUCAUUUAUGGAAAAACAAAGUGUUAGUUGACUUGUACUAAAAUAUUUCAUCCAAGAAUGUCAUCCAAUAAUUGUGCCUUGUGUGUGUGUGUCAGUGCUAUUUUUUGGAUUUGAUAAGCUUUCAAGUUGUCCUUUUUCAUGGAGAUGACACUACUGGAAUAUCAUGCUAACUUUUUUGGUGUUAAGGCUAAUUGUUGGUACUUAGAAGAAUUUUGUUUUGGAUUAAUUGUGAAGGAUUAAGCAAUACAGCUUUUGUAUUCUGAUUCUUCAAGCAGUCUACAAAAGAAAUAGCUCAUUUCCUCUGUAGUGUUCCUCUGUUUGUUGGUAUUAUUAGAGUAGUUUCUGUCACUGUCUUGUUGGUUUAUCUUGCUGAACAGAUGACAUUAACUUUACUAUCCUGUGCCUUGUGUACAGAAUGGUUUAAGUCAGGUCACGAAAGUCGUACAGAUAUGACUUUAGGGAAUGCCGAGAGAGGGUUUGGAAUGUUUGUGAGCAGAGGAACUGCCAGUUGUAUACUGUUUCAUGAUCUCAUGUUUAUUUUUGUUACCUAUAAACUUUACCAUUUUAUUUUAACAAUAUCCUAGUAUGGAAUCUAUAUAAAGAUAUCGACACUAAGUCCACACUAUGGAUAUAUAAAUUUAUCCAAAGCUCCAAGUUAAAGGUUACUUUUUUUUCACCAAUUUUAACUUUUUGAAAUUUCUAUACCUUUCCCUUUCUUAUGAAUGAAAUCUGGGAAAUCAUGCAAGCUAUUAGAUGAGUUAAACUGUCAUUCAAUUUGAUUACACCAUGCGAAUCAGUCUGUGAACUACUUUUAGUGAUGCUUAAAGAAAUUGUGGUUGGAAAGUCAUUAUUUCUUAUCUGAUCAGAAGUCAUUAUUCCUUAUCUGAUCAUAGGUAGUAUAGUCCAUGUAUAAUGAUAACUAAUGAGCAAACAGCUACUAAAAUUUAUGUUGCUGUUGAUAUGUGGAACACCAAGUACCUUCUGUCAAAAUUAUUUCCAUAUUAAUGAAUACUGGUACAUUCAGUACUGCGUUAUGAAUGGUUUCCUCUGCAAAUUUACAGAGAAAUUGAAAAUGGACCUAUUUAAUUUAGUGUAAAUAAAAUUGGUAAAGUUCUUUGGGUUUUCAAAAUGUUCAUUUUUAUAAAGGGAGUGUGUAUGUGGGGGAUAAUGAUAAAUUAUAAUAUACCUUAAGGUUAUUUUGGAUUAUGGUCAGUCUUCUGUGAAAAGUUUAAAAGGUAGGGCAAUGAGCCUUAAGCAUUGUUAGAUGGAUUUCAUCCUCAAGCUUAUCUGUUGUAUAUAAUGUAUAUAUCUCUUGUGUAUUUUUGAAUGUCGUGUUUAUAUAUAUUGAAAAUUUCAGUCUUCCACUCCAAACAGCGGACCAAUAUUUUUAUACUUUCAGGUAGCCAUCUCCAUUCAUGAUUUCCUGGCUAUUUUUUGAGGUACAGUAUAAGAGCUAAAAUACUUGAAAGAAUAUCUGGCUUCUUUCAGCUGUAGCCACAGAGACUAGCUGAUUCUGUAAUUAGUAUAAGUAGACACCAGCUUGAAGUAGUAACUAUAUAAUAAUCAUCAUAUGUUGACAUAAUAAAUCUGUAAAACCAGAAUGACUUACAAUAUUUCCAUAGAUCUUAUGGAUGUUGAAGAAAAUCUCUUGACAGUGGUUUGUGCUGUUAACCGACAUCCAUACAAGGCUGUCACAGCCACUUGAUUAUGUCAAAUGGGGCAGAGUCAAAUUCUGGUCUUUGCCAGUCCAUCUGUUCCCUCCAUUUAAAAAUUAAAAAAAAAUUUAUGUGUGGCUCUUGAUGUUGCCAUUUAAUGGAUAUGGUUUUUAGGAUUUCUGCUGUACUGUAUAUUUAGCUUUGUUAACUGUUAAUAAUGAAUGCUUUAAUUUUGUACUCUUGACGAAAAUAAAUAUUUAUUGAAAAUUUA
Messenger RNA from Macrobrachium nipponense, 8172 nucleotides. It is a transcript of the gene melt, whose product is annotated as protein melted-like. The coding region runs from base 200 to 3325 and encodes 1041 amino acids. Gene Ontology annotation, cellular component: plasma membrane. The record is from RefSeq and is a predicted model, not a curated record. The transcript is spliced from 21 exons. Gene Ontology annotation, molecular function: phosphatidylinositol-5-phosphate binding. Gene Ontology annotation, biological process: regulation of signal transduction. Lineage: Eukaryota; Metazoa; Arthropoda; Malacostraca; Decapoda; Palaemonidae.